Alternaria postmessia is the source of this 1767-nucleotide messenger RNA. RefSeq lists its product as uncharacterized. Gene Ontology annotation, molecular function: xanthine transmembrane transporter activity. Gene Ontology annotation, cellular component: fungal-type vacuole; membrane. The record is from RefSeq and is a predicted model, not a curated record. The transcript is spliced from 2 exons. Gene Ontology annotation, biological process: transmembrane transport; xanthine transport. NCBI's taxonomy places the organism in Eukaryota, Fungi, Ascomycota, Dothideomycetes, Pleosporales, Pleosporaceae. The coding region runs from base 1 to 1767 and encodes 588 amino acids.
AUGGCCCUCGAAUCUAAUGGCGAGAUGGAGCCGAAGUCCAAAUACGCAGAAGAAACGGGUCCAUACUCCUCAGCAGCGAGCGAAGAUAUGGGCACAGUGACUGAGAAGUGGCAAGAUACACUCGCAGAAAUCAAAUAUGCUUUUACAACGAAGGAUGGGUGGAUUGGCGACUAUGAUUAUAUUUACCUUAUCACCCCAAACAUUUGGCCACUCAACAGAAAGUACAAAGACUACCAGGCACCAUUUUACGGAAUGAAUGACCGCGUUCCUGUUCUCUUGACCCUGCUUCUCGGCCUUCAACAUGCCCUCACCAUGAUCGGAUCCAUCGUCUCUCCGCCACUCGCCAUCGCUUCGGGAGCGUUCAACUUCGAUCCGGCGAUGACAACAUACCUGGUGUCUACCGCCUUUAUAACCACUGGCAUCGCGACGGCGCUUCAAGUCACCCGCCUACACAUCAUGAAGACACCAUUCUUUAUCGGCACAGGACUCCUUAGUGUUGUAGGACCAACUUUCGAUAUCUUACCUAUUGUCUUCAACUACGCCGCUCUACGAUACAAAUCCGGAACUUGUCCUGUUCUCGACGACGGAACUCAGGGGCCUUGCCCCGAUGCCUGGGGUGCAUGUCUGGGUACUAUGCUAUGUUGCGUCUGGAUCCAGAUAGCUCUGGCAUUUGUGCCGCCCAAGAUGCUCAACAAAGUCUUUCCUAAGCUCAUUACUGGCUCCCUCCUCACUCUCAUUGGAGUCUAUCUUGUCGGUAACGGAUUACAGAACUGGGGUGGCUCGUCAAACUGCCAUGGCGGAGAGGGCUUCUAUGCUCUAUGUCCAGAUAUCACCGCACCACGGCCGCUCGUCUGGGGACAUCCAAAGUUGAUCGGCCUGGGUUUUAGCGUAUUCGCUACUAUCAUUCUAGUUGAAGCCAUCGGUGCGCCACUCAUGCGUUCAGCUUCCGUAAUCAUUGGAUUAGCUGUAGGCUGUGCUAUAUCAGGCGUAACGGGGUACUGGUCAACAGAACAACUCACCCAAGCGCCUGGUGGCACUUUCCUCUGGGUACACACGUUCAAACUCUCCGUCGAUGGCGCGCUGGUGCUGCCUAUGAUCAUCAUGUUCGCGUGUCAGGCUGUGUCUUGCAUUCCCGAUAUCUUGGCCACUGCAGAGCUAUCUGGUGUUGACAUCGAAGGCACGGAAUUCAACAGCAGGAUACAAGGCGGUAUUCUGUGCGAUGGUCUAGGCAGCUUCUUCAGUGCGCUGGGUACGGGGCCGCCAAUGGUCAGCCAGGCUGGUAAUAACGGCGUCAUUGUCCUGACUGGAUGUGCAUCUCGUCGUGCAGGAUGGGCAGCAAGUGGAUUCCUGAUACUCAUGGGAGUCGUCGCGAAGUUCGGUGCUGUCUUCGCUUCUAUGCCGCCGUCUGUGCUAGGCGGUAUGCAAGUCUUCCUCUACAGCACCAUCGCUGUAGCUGGCAUUCGUGUCCUCGCGCUCAUCCCUUGGACCCGCCGCGAUCGCUUCAUACUUGCCGUUGCAUUAGGAAUCGGUUUUAUGGAUAUCUGUCAGCCUGAUUGGUUUGCGCAAGUCCUGGCAUACGAUGGGCCGAAUGAGAAUCUGGUUGGGUUCGAACAGGGUAUAAACCUGGCUGUCGAGACACCCUUUGUCAUUGCUGCAAUCGUGGGCAUAUUUUUGAACGCCGUGCUGCCGAAGGAUAAGAGCGCCUCGCGAACGGUGGGGUAUGGGGAUGAACAGAAACAUCCAAGAAUAGGAGUGCGUGAUGAUUAG